AUGGGACUUAGCUCAGAAAAUAAAUCCACUUCUCUCACCAAAGAUUGUGCCUACUUACGACAGCAAUGUCUAAGUGGGCGAACCACAUGCGGACGUGCUUGGAGAGUAGUGGAAGAUGCCUGCAACGUUUCAGAUCCAGGUGAUUCCUGCAAGAUCACUAAUUCAUCACAUUGCAACCUGACAAUCCAGUUCUUAAUGGAAAGCAGUUUCCAAUUUAAACAGUGUGUGUGCACUGAUGACCUCUAUUGUACUGUGAACACAUUGUUUGGAAUAAAAUGCAUCAAUAAGUCAGAUCACAUCAAAGAGGACAAAACAUUCACAUGGAACCUGAUCGCUCCUUCCCACCAUGGACUCCAAGGGAUGCCAUCCUGUUUGGAAGUCACAGAGGCGUGUGUGGGCGAUGUGGUCUGUAAUGUGCACUUGGCCCCUUACCUGAAAGCCUGCUCGGCCACGGGAAAUCUCUGUGACCCCGACCACUGCCAGACGGCCACAAGGUCCUUCUACCAAAGUGCUCCGUUUAAUGUCGCCCAGAUGCUGGCUUUCUGUGACUGUGCUCCAUCUGACGCACUGUGUCAGCAGUCCAGAGACGCUCUCCACAGCAAGCCCUGCACCCGGAGGACGGGCCCAGCCCCUACCUGCCUCAGCACAGUCCACAGCUGCCGCGACGACGAGUUGUGCAGGAGGCGUUACAGGACGUUCCAGUCCAAGUGCUGGCCGCACGUGGCCGCCAAGUGCCAGGACGACGACCGCUGCAUCCGCACGCUGGGCAGGCGGGACCUCGCGUGCUCGGGCACUGAGGCCUGCAGGGCCGCCUACCUCGGCGUCCUCGGGACCGAGCUUCAGGGCGGGUGCACCUGUGGGGCCGCUGCGCCAAAUGAAGAGUCUUUGUGCGAGAUUUUCCAGCAGCUGCUCCACAGACAAUCGUGUUUCAAUUAUCCAAUCCUGUCGAAAGCCGAAGGCGUCCCACUGUACAGAGGAAAGCACGCGAAGGACAUUGCUCUGAGUGGCCUGCAUCCGGCCAUCGACGGAGAAGUAAUCUAUGCUGUCAUGUGCAUGACAGUCACCUGUGGAGUCCUUGUCCUGGUCAUGCUCAAGCUGAGACUCUCCAGAAUUUCAAGAUGCGCGGACGCUCUUCUGCAGAACGGCUGCUCUGAGAACGGCGCUUGCGUUGACCCUAAGCGGCGGCUGGUGGCCCCCAAAGCGACGGAAGAGCGUCCCCUGGGCGGCGGGAGCAGGACGGAGCCGGGCCUUGCGGGACACUGCGUUGGCGCGGGCGGGCGCCCGACCGGAGCGCUGAAUCGCCGGGUGCUCCGACGCCACGCGGGCUGA
Molecule: messenger RNA, 1329 nt
Organism: Octodon degus (degu)
Lineage: Eukaryota; Metazoa; Chordata; Mammalia; Rodentia; Octodontidae
Gene: Gfral
Product: GDNF family receptor alpha like
Exons: 9
Coding region: 1-1329 (442 amino acids)
Biological process (GO): nervous system development
Cellular component (GO): external side of plasma membrane; signaling receptor complex
Molecular function (GO): signaling receptor activity
Source: RefSeq, a predicted model, not a curated record